GCGGGGGGGGGGAAAUCUGAUUGCUCGUGAGUACGCAGAGGUGUCUCGUUUAUAGGCAGGCGGGGGAAUCAUCUGACAUCCACGUCAAAGCCGAGCACUCGUGUGUGGAUUCCCAUACAGCCUCCAUUCACGGCUGGAGAGGGGUUGAUCUAAGCGUAGCUCACUCUAGCGAGCGAGCCUGAAACCUCUCCCACCUCGAGCGUGUGAUCAAAUGGAGCUACUCAAUCGGGGGAUGCCACUAUUGACUUCCACCACCGCCGCGCAGUUUCCACUAUCAAUAAUUUAAUCGGCAUUUGCGGCAGAAACGGAACGGGGGGGGGGGCGGAGAGGAAAAGGGAUGAGGACGCCUCGCGAAAGAGGUUUGGGCAAGAAGGUGGGGAGUUUUGAUUUUAAAGCCGCCCUUCGGUGUUUUAAAUGCUAUUUUUCUUUUCCGACCAACUCCACCGUCAGAGCCGGAGGUUGCCAUCCAGGCAUCUCCCAUGCCAGCUCUCAGCGCCGUCUUUCGCGGCUAGGCGCCUAAAAGAGAGAGAGAGAAAGAGAGAGAGAGAGAAAAGGGCGAGCGAGCGAGCGAGCGAGCGCAAGUUCCACCAAGUGAAAAGAGUGAUGACCAUCCUUUUCCUUACUAUGGUUAUUUCAUACUUGAGUUGCAUGAAAGCUGCCCCCAUGAAGGAAGUUAGUAUCAGAGGACAAGGCAGCUUGGCUUAUCCUGGUCUUCGGACACAGGGAAAUCUGGAGGGCCUCAGUGGGCCCAAUGAUGCCACCAGAGGAUUAACAUCUUUGGCAGACACUUUUGAACAUGUCAUUGAGGAGCUCCUGGAUGAACAGCAGGUCAUUCAGCCCAGCAAGGAAAACAAGGAUGCAGACUUGUACUCAUCACGAGUGAUGCUAAGCAGUCAAGUGCCUUUGGAGCCUCCUCUGCUUUUCCUGCUUGAGGAGUAUAAAAACUACUUGGAUGCUGCAAACAUGUCCAUGAGGGUCCGGCGCCAUUCUGACCCUGCUCGCCGUGGGGAGCUGAGCGUGUGUGACAGUACUAGUGAGUGGGUGACAGCAGCUGAAAAAAAGACUGCAGUAGACAUGUCCGGAGCAACGGUUACAGUCCUGGAAAAAGUCCCAGUGCCCAAAGGCCAACUGAAGCAAUAUUUUUAUGAGACCAAGUGCAGCGCGAAGGGUUAUGCAAAAGAAGGCUGUAGGGGCAUAGACAAAAGGUACUGGAAUUCCCAGUGCCGAACUACUCAGUCUUACGUCCGCGCUCUCACCAUGGAUAACAAAAAGAGAGUUGGAUGGCGCUUUAUAAGAAUAGACACUUCCUGUGUUUGUACACUGACCAUAAAAAGGGGAAGAUAGUGGAUUCAUGUUGGAUAGAUUAUAUUGAGACAAAAAUUAUCUAUUUGUAUAUAUACAUAACAGGGUAAAUUAUUCAGUAAGAAAGAAAAUAAUUUUAUGGACUGCAUGUAUAAAGGAAGUUUAUACAGUACCGUGGUUCCACAAUCUAUUUAUUGAACAUGUCCAUUACCUAAAAGGGAACAAAAGGAAAAAAAAUCCAUUUGUGCACAACUUUAAAAACAAACAAAAUUGCAUUACAUUCCUCUAACAUUGUGAUUUGUUGCCGUUGCCAAGAAUUGAAAACUUAAAAAAAAAUUAAAAAAAUAAAAUUGCAUGCUGCUUCAAUUGUGAAUUGAUGAUAAACUGUCCUCUUUCUGAAAAAAAAAUUGAACCAAAACAUUCCGUUUACAUUUUAGACAGUAAGUAUCUUUUUUCCUGUUAGUAUUAUAUCUGUUAACUGCUUUUAAAUUCUGGUAGCGUUGGAAUUAAAAUAAUGUCAAGGUGCUGUUGUCAUAGUUUUCCUGUUGACGUUUUUUUUUUUUUUUAAGUUUAAAAUUCCCACAUGGUUUGAAAAUAGGAGAGACCCUUCUCCCUGCCAUUGACAUAUAUAUUCUGGAGAAACAAAUUCGGGGUUUUUUUUUGUUUGUUUGUUUGUUUCUUUUUUGUAUGUUGUGAAGGUGUUUGCAAUAUCAAAUCAGACUACUGAAAAAAAAAAAUAAAGAAGAGGCAACUAAAAAAAGUCAAUGCUGAUCUUCUGCCCAGUGCUCUUUUCUAAUCUACACUACAAGCUACCCUUCCAUUUUGGUUACAGACCAUGGGGAUUCCUUGAAUUUUGCUUGUAACAGCCUUUUCCAUCCUUCAGCUAUGUGGAGAGUGCAUGUCUCAGAAUCCCCACUUAAAGCUGCAUACCCAGCACAUACGGAGGUCACUAGGUUGACAAGUGCUGGCUUCUAAAACAUUGUUUCAUGUUCGGGUUGCGUAUGGGGUCUUCUUAUCUUGGGAAGCAAAAGCAUCAUAGUCUCUUUCAGAUGUAAUUCUUUUCCCUCUCCCAAGGUGUUGAAAACAAACAUUAUAUUUCAAUCAAACAUGGAAGAACCACACAUUGAUACGCAUCCAUUAUACUUGAUGCUAGAUAUUCUCAAGCUUUAAUAGAUACAUCUAUUGAUGGGGAUGGAGAAUCAUAUCCCCAUAGGAGAGUCACUGGCCAUACAGCCAGGUUAUAUCAAGACAACUAAUUUAUUGUGAUUGGAAAACCAAUAUUGUUAAAUAACAUUAUUAAAUCCCAAGGAAAAAUAAUCUGAACAUCUGAUCAUAUUGGUGCAAAAAUGGCUAACAUGCCAUUAUUAUUGUAAUUAUAGCACUGUACAGCACUUACUGAGGGUUUAUAGCUAAUUGGCUUCUGUUCGCAAUGGCAGGUGUAGUAAUCUCAACCGAAUAGCACCCAUGGAAACUCAGUGAAACUGUAAAGGAGAUCCAUGAAAUAUAAUAUACAUAGUAAAGCCUGAUCUUCUUAAAAUAAAAGUAAUGUCUAGAAUAUUUUCAUUUUCAAGUAUCGGCUUUCUGUACUAUGAAACAAUUCAGGCUGCAAGGAGUGGCUCUGGAAUCAGAAAGUCAGAGCCUUCUACCUCAAAACCUAACUACCUGUUGCUUUUAAAUAUGGCUAUAUGCAUCUAUGUCUUUCUAAAGGGUAGCACAAAAUAGCCUUAACUCCUAUAGGGAGCUUUGAUUUAAAAUCCCUAAACGAUGGGAUACAAACCUGGCAUCGGUUGUAUGCACUUUAAUUAUAGCUGAUUUCAGUGGGAUGCACAUGCAAGAAGCUGACCACAGAAUUAAAGCCUUAGGCCAUGGAUAAUGAUAAACAAAUCCAACACAACCCAGAACACAAAUAGUCAAUUAGUCUAAUAUAUACAAGUAUUUUUAUUCUUGCAAGAAGUUUGAAGAAGUGCAUUUUUUCCUAAGAGCAUUUCUCAUAUGAUCCAUGUAAUAACAAUGUUAUUUAGUAUCUAGCAUUAUUUCAUAGCAACAAGGCACGCUUUCCAGGAUUAUUUGUUUUGCUACAAAUAAAUAUUUGUAACAUAUAAAUAGGUGAAGAAAGUUUGGACUGUACCACUUCAGACUGCAGAUAGAAUACCUCCCUCUCCAUUUCUGAAGGACAACCUGCUUAGAAAGUCAACAAGAAGGCUAAACAAAAGCCCUACUCUUUGAUUAGUAGUUUCCUGGGAGGAGGAGCUAGAGAAGCCUAAUUCAGUCUUUAAUACAGUUUAGGCAUAGAUUGGGGGGGGGGUAAGUGUUUGAGUGAAUGAGGCUAGCAAAAACUAAGAAAAUAUUUCUUGACCAAAAUCUGUGUUUUUUAAAGAUUAAGAUCUCAGAAUAUGUCUUACUUAAAGUAUCUGUAACUUAGGUAGCAGCUACUGUAAUUCCACUAUUGGAAUUGUUACUUUAAUCAUGGAAACUAGUCAUCCCAUAUCAUUAAUAUGCAAGUGUAGAGUUAUCAAGAAGAAAAUGUGGACAUAGAAAAAAUCUAAAUAUAUAUUCUUAAAAAAAACUAAAAUAGCGAAGCUUUUUACUGGCUUCUAAUAUUUGAAAAAUAGGAUUGAUUCUGAUUAAACUGUACAUGCUGUCCUUAGACAUGAGUUUAGUAUUAAAGUAAACCAAUGCUGUUGAUCAAUGACACUAAGCAGUAAAUACCAUUUCAUUAUUCAACAAUAUCUGCCUAAAGUCAGGCAACCAAAUGGUUGUUAAAGCAAAACAGAUAGAAAAUUAUCCUUUGUAAGGAAAGAUGUAGCUGGAGCUAACUCACAUUGUCCAGCCUAUGACCAUCCCUUUCUUUAACCUGUUCCUUUAGACCUAUAAUAAUAAUACCAUCUUCUUAUUAUGAAAUGGAAAAGAAUAUCUGUUGUAAAAAUCCCUAUUAAAUAAAUAAAAAGAUUGCAUAAAACCAUUCCAUAUAAGAAGGUCUUUUUUGUUCACACAAUUGAGAGCAGAAAUAGAAAGGAAGCCUUGUAAUCUCUGAGAUAUUUCCAUAUCCUGAUUUUCUUAAUCUAUUAGCUUAAAUUUUCUUUCUCUGUGUCACUCUUACAUAACUUUCUUAACUACAGUACACAGAUUCAACAAUCAUCAUAUUCAUAAAAAAACAAUUUGUUUCCCUCCAACCCUGCCACCUGAAUAGGGAUUUCUGAAAUAAGCCAUCCAAAUUCCCUUAAAUGAUGAGCAACAACUGUAGUCUGCAGUCUAAAAGAGUUAAACAUAAUCAAAAUUGCAUAUAAAAUAUGCUCUAUUAGUGUGACCUGUGAAAGGGGGAAUAUAGAACAUAUUUAUUUAUUAGUUAAAUUUAUAUGCUACCCAUCUUGCUAUCCACAGUGGUUUUGGAUAGGCAUAAUCUUACUCUGAACUGAAAAUGUUGCUAUUUCAUUUUAAUUUUUAACAGUAAAAAGAAAUGAAUUAACCAAGAUGCAAUUAGAAAUACCGGUAUCUAGAAUUAGUUAGUAUUAAAGAAAUAUCUCCCUGAUGGCUAUGAAAUAAUAAUAGAAACAAUAGCAGCAACUUUUCUGAGUAUAAGAUGCCAACCAAGACAUUGGGGAUAGACAAUGAGACACAUAAUGGUAUAAGCUUAUAAACUUUCCAGUUAAAGUCUAACCUCCUCUAGUUGCUGUAGGGUUCCCAUUUUAUCCAACAAGAAGGAUGAGGCUUGAGGAUCACAGAAUGGGAAUGUAAUAUGAAGGUGCAUUUCAUAUAACUAACAGUAGUAAACAUAGACUGAUAACUGCAUUUGAAAUGUGCAAAUAGUCACAGAUCUUUACUAGGAUACAGAAACAUUAAAGAAAUUUGCUAUGCAACAAAUUGCCAUUUCAUGAAUUAUUUUCCUAAACAUUGCAAUUAUUUUUAAGCUCUCCCCCCCCCUCUGCAUGCCCGGCCCCAUCACUAUUUUUAACACCCAUUAGUUAGUCUAGGCCAGACCUACUAUUGCAAAAUACACUACAACAGACUUGGCAGUUUUAGUGGAACUGAGAUUUCAAAAAUGUCAGUCAGUUGACGUUUUGCUGUGUUUUGUCUGUGGCGGAAAUAUUUCAUUGUCAUUGGCCCUAUUGUUUUGUUUUGAAAAAAAUUGGAAAUGUAAGUUAAUGUUUGUGGCCUUGUUCUCUCUUAUUCUCCAUGUAUAACAGAUAUUUAUUGUAUAUUUAUAUAAUUUUAUGGGACUUUUUUGGAAAAAAUGAAUCUGGCAUUAAACCUUACAAGA
Messenger RNA from Crotalus tigris (Tiger rattlesnake), 5560 nucleotides. RefSeq names its product brain derived neurotrophic factor (gene BDNF). The record is from RefSeq and is a predicted model, not a curated record. The coding region runs from base 415 to 1344 and encodes 309 amino acids. NCBI's taxonomy places the organism in Eukaryota, Metazoa, Chordata, Lepidosauria, Squamata, Viperidae. Gene Ontology annotation, molecular function: growth factor activity; nerve growth factor receptor binding. Gene Ontology annotation, biological process: positive regulation of collateral sprouting; nerve growth factor signaling pathway; memory. The transcript is spliced from 2 exons.